Messenger RNA from Meriones unguiculatus (Mongolian gerbil), 549 nucleotides. RefSeq names its product zinc finger protein 436-like. The record is from RefSeq and is a predicted model, not a curated record. The annotation marks the transcript as partial. The transcript has a single exon. NCBI's taxonomy places the organism in Eukaryota, Metazoa, Chordata, Mammalia, Rodentia, Muridae.
GAAAGAACACACACUGGAGAGGAGCCUUACAAAUGUAAUCAUUGUGGUAAAGCCUUUAAAAAAAACAGUCAGCUCAUACGGCAUAAAAGAACACAUACUGGAGAGAAACCUUAUGAAUGUAACCAGUGUGGUAAAGCCUUUGCACAAAACAGUCAUCUCAUAAGCCAUAAAAGAACACACACUGGCGAGAAACCAUAUGAAUGUAACGAGUGUGGCAAAGCCUUUGCACACAAUAGUAAUCUCAUAAGCCAUAAAAGAACACACACUGGAGAGAAACCUUAUGAGUGUAACCAGUGUGGUAAAGCCUUUGCAGAAAACAGUCAUCUCAUAAGCCAUAAAAGAACACACACUGGCGAGAAACCAUAUGAAUGUAAUGAGUGUGGCAAAGCCUUUGCACAAAACAGUAAUCUCAUAAGCCAUAAAAGUACACACACUGGAGAGAAACCUUAUGAGUGUAACCAGUGUGGUAAAGCUUUUGCAAAAAACAGUCAUCUCAUAAGCCAUGAAAGAACACACACUGGAGAGAAACCUUAUGAAUGUAAUGAGUGU